AUGUUGAAGCAACGUCGCAGCUCACGUCAACCCCGCACCGACACUGGGUCUGAGGGAGAUGGCGAGCCUGAUGCUCCACCUGCCCCGAGAGAUGCAUUCCCUCUAUAUAGGCAUUAUCAGAGUGACCUUAACAAUUAUUAUGACACCGCCAAACAGGUACUGGACGACGAGCUCGACGAAAAGUUGACAUUGAAAAGGCACGUUCCAACCAUCAGUAGCGGUCAAACCUUUAGUGGCGCGUAUCCUGGGAUUGACCCCCGCGGCCGUGGCCGCACAAGGAUUCAAGCUCAGGUCCCUGAGAGUGAUGAUGAGGAUGAGUAUGAACGUUACCGACACGAACGGGAGCGUAAAUCUCACUACAGUACCAGAUCAGAAAAAGACCGAAGGAUAAGCCUACAAGCGCAAUCCCAUCAUGGAGUCCGUGGGCCCCGAAUCCAAUCGGGGACGUACAAUCCAAAUGGAGAAGAUGAAUACUAUGACAUUAAUCAUUUUGGGCGUCCCUUUAAUCGCACCGACAACCCGACUAGAACACCAUCGCCAUUGCGAUAUUACUCACCUCAUUCAUCCGUUCAGCCUGGAACUGUAGAUAUCUUUGGGGGAAGAUCUGGACUGGGGAUAGAAAAGGCAGAAUUGGCUUAUGACGUUAACACCCGUAAUCUUGGCCAACCCAACCCUCCUUCCAAGCCAAGCCAAACACCUCCAACAUACGGGGAUUACGCAUCACAUUCGCGUGUCUACGAGAAGGUUGUCGAGGCCUCCAUAAGACCUAUGAGUAUAGGCAUGUCAAACGAGAAGCUUGUCAAGUGGCGAGCGUGGAUACGGGCUGAUGCGCAAUUGGCCACCGAGAGCUUUACCCACGAGCAAGCUAAAGCUGAAUAUCGAGAAGGCCCCGGUGGUCGCCUACGUGAAAUGAGGUCUUUCAGUAACCUAUACAGCAAUGACACAAUAUCCAGGGAUAGCACGAUCGGCAAUGAGGCUCGGAUGGAUGAUCUUCUAGCUUGCGUGGGCAACAAAAUGAUGAAAGCUCCUUCCUUGAAAGAGCCUCGAGGUGAGGGUUUACGAGAUGGAGAAAGGCUUGGGGGACAUACCAGAAAUGAAUAUCAGGAGGUAGAAGAUGGAUAUCAAAGCAGGUCGAAUCGGAUAGAAAGUACCUCUGACAACGCCGCGAUGCAACAAUUUUCCCCUUCACCAAGCCCAUCAACUGACCCGUGGGAGUCUGACGAUGAGUAUGAGGACGACGAACGAACUUCAUCGCCCCGUCCAACCUGGACCGAUAUGAACCCCAGCAGAUCAUUGACGAUGGAUCUUCACGUUGAUUAUCGUAAUAUAUCUAAAUAA
Molecule: messenger RNA, 1338 nt
Organism: Fusarium mangiferae
Lineage: Eukaryota; Fungi; Ascomycota; Sordariomycetes; Hypocreales; Nectriaceae
Exons: 2
Coding region: 1-1338 (445 amino acids)
Source: RefSeq, a predicted model, not a curated record